This is a messenger RNA of Rhagoletis pomonella (apple maggot), 366 nucleotides long. Its product is annotated as 40S ribosomal protein S25-like. The record is from RefSeq and is a predicted model, not a curated record. Gene Ontology annotation, cellular component: cytosolic small ribosomal subunit. The transcript is spliced from 2 exons. Gene Ontology annotation, molecular function: structural constituent of ribosome. The coding region runs from base 79 to 366 and encodes 95 amino acids. Lineage: Eukaryota; Metazoa; Arthropoda; Insecta; Diptera; Tephritidae.
ACUGUCAAAUUAUGGCAUUUGUGUUGUGGCAGCACUGCCAAUAUCCGGCCACCAUCUUUUUGCUUUUGGUUUCUCACGAUGCCACCAAAGAAGGACGCGAAAUCGUCGGCUAAACAGCCACAAAAGACACAGAAGAAGAAGGAGGGUAGCGGUGGCGGAAAAGCCAAGAAGAAGAAGUGGUCAAAAGGCAAAGUCAGGGACAAGUUAAACAAUCAAAUUUUGUUUGACAAAGCCACUUAUGAAAAACUUUACAAGGAGGUGCCACAAUACAAGCUUAUCACGCCUUCAGUGGUAUCGGAACGUUUGAAGAUUCGUGGCUCUCUCGCCAAAAGGGCGUUGGUGGAAUUACGUGAUAAAGGCAAGUAA